CACAGGGAGGAGGAGGAGGGCGGCAGAGCUCAGGCCACCCGCGGGCCCCGAGGUUUGCAGCGCCGAGGUCGGGAAGGAAAGUUCGCCGGGAGUCGAGCUAGGAGUUGGAGCGAAGUUUGGCUGGCCACGGCCGGACGCUCCCGGGAUCCCAGUCUUUUCGGUGUGCCUGCCUGCCUCCCCCUUCGGGGGGAGCCUCUCCUGCCCACCUCCACCAUGUCUUCCAUCCUGCCCUUCACCCCCCCGAUCGUGAAGCGCCUCCUGGGCUGGAAGAAAGGCGAGCAGAACGGGCAAGAAGAGAAGUGGUGCGAGAAGGCGGUCAAAAGCCUGGUCAAAAAGCUAAAGAAGACCGGGCAGCUGGAUGAGCUGGAGAAGGCUAUCACCACGCAGAACAUCAACACCAAAUGCAUCACCAUCCCCAGAUCCUUGGAUGGCCGACUGCAAGUGUCUCACCGCAAAGGGCUGCCCCAUGUCAUCUAUUGUCGCCUUUGGCGAUGGCCCGACCUUCACAGCCACCAUGAGCUCCGGGCCAUGGAGAUGUGUGAAUUUGCCUUCAACAUGAAGAAGGAUGAAGUCUGUGUGAAUCCCUAUCAUUACCAGAGAGUAGAGACACCAGUUCUUCCUCCUGUUUUGGUCCCAAGACACACAGAGAUCCCAGCCGAGUUCCCUCCGUUAGAUGACUACAGCCAUUCCAUUCCGGAGAAUACUAACUUCCCUGCAGGGAUCGAACCCCAAAGCAAUUACAUUCCAGAAACCCCACCCCCUGGUUACCUGAGCGAAGAUGGAGAAACCAGUGAUCACCAGAUGAAUCACAGCAUGGAUGCAGGUUCUCCAAACUUAUCUCCAAAUCCUAUGUCCCCCGCACACAAUAAUUUGGAUCUGCAACCUGUCACAUACUGCGAGCCAGCCUUCUGGUGCUCCAUCUCCUACUAUGAACUGAACCAGAGGGUGGGGGAGACUUUCCAUGCCUCUCAGCCUUCCAUGACUGUAGAUGGUUUCACUGACCCAUCCAACUCGGAGCGCUUCUGUCUUGGUUUAUUGUCCAAUGUGAACAGGAAUGCAGCUGUGGAGCUUACUCGCCGGCACAUUGGGAGAGGAGUGCGGCUCUAUUACAUCGGAGGAGAAGUCUUUGCAGAAUGCCUCAGUGACAGUGCCAUUUUUGUCCAGUCCCCCAACUGUAACCAGCGUUACGGCUGGCACCCAGCAACUGUCUGCAAGAUUCCACCAGGAUGCAACCUGAAGAUAUUCAAUAACCAGGAAUUUGCGGCCCUGCUGGCUCAGUCCGUCAACCAGGGCUUUGAGGCUGUUUACCAGCUGACUCGGAUGUGUACCAUUCGAAUGAGCUUUGUUAAAGGCUGGGGAGCUGAAUACAGGAGACAGACUGUGACCAGCACCCCCUGUUGGAUUGAGCUACAUCUGAAUGGUCCUCUCCAGUGGCUGGAUAAGGUCCUCACACAGAUGGGCUCCCCUAGCAUUCGAUGCUCUAGUGUAUCUUAGAGACAUCUAUAAGAAUGGGAAUGGGGAAGGUAGAGGUGCUGGUGAUGGUGGUGGUGGGAGGGGUGGUGAGGGAGGUGGGAAAAUCUAAGACUCCUUAAAAUGGGAAGCUUGUUUGACUUGACAACUAUCAAAGAAGAAAUUUUUCUCCUCAACCAAAGUGAUAGUGACACACUUAAAAAAAGUCAACCAGAAACAGAGGUAGUUUUUGAAAGUAACCAUCUAACUCGUCCACUUCUGCAAAUCAAGGUUAGGAAUUUGACUCAUAGCAAGAGGUGCCAUAGAGUCAAUUCAAAGCACAUGUUCAUCAUACUGGUGAAAACAGACUUUGGUUCAGUUGUCUUGAAGCUGGAAAGUGGUAUUUUGCAUCCCCCAUUGCCCCCUUUUCUCCCUCCUCCCUUUCCACUUUCCCUUUGUCCUACUUCAGUGAUGACUUUCUGUGGGGGUCAGCAUCUGAUUAGAAAUACCCAUCUGUCUAGGAUGGAAAACAGAAACUUUUCUUUAAAAGGCAUUGCUAGGAGGAAAUGCUGGGUUUGCAGAGGAAAUGGGGACUGUGUUUUGCAGCUUUCUCACCCUUAUCCUCCAAGCAGUUGGCAAGAAAGGACACUUCAGCUGAGCAUUCCCAAGAUUCAUCUCUUCAGCAUGCUGUACUGUGGACAGACUACCUUUGACAUCUUACCUGUCCUCUCUGCAUACUAGCUGAAUGGAGGCAAGUGUAUGCAGUAGAAACAAUGAUACAUGCACAAGGGGAGUGGUGGGGAAAGUUGGCCAGAACCAUUUCCCUCUUCCACAACUCGCCUAAACUUUUUGUUUCUUACUUUAAAAAGUUGGAAAGACCAGUCUAGGUUCUGUGCAUAUGCGAUGUAUAGUUCAUAUUAUCACAUUAAUCUCAAAGAGAUUUGAAUUACUUAACUAUUUACAUGAAGCAAAGGACACGUCAUGACUUUUUAAUGUUGCAGUAGUUGUUUUUGACUAGAACAGCACUACAUCGAGUGGGCUUUCAGUCAUUUGCAAGAACUCACUCCAUAUCCUGAUGCAUUUGGCCAUUGCUGUUUAAUGUAGUCAGUUGCAUUAAUUAAAUUAACAUUUUAUUGUAUCUUCUUUUAAAUGUUUAUUUUAAAAAAUUUCCUCAGUUAAUAUAAUGACAGGAAAGUCUCUGAGAGGGGAAGGAGAAAGAAGAGGAGGAACUAUAAACUGUUUGCAGCCAUUACUUGUUGGUGAAAUGAUGCUAACCCAACCCUUUUGAAGCUAAUUUGUGGCUGUGAAUUGACCAGACAUCUCUUAGCACCUCAGAUCAAGCAUGGGCAUGUAGAAAAGGCUACUUUGAAAUUUUACACCCAGUGUAAAGGGAUCUAUUGUCUUUUCCCUGUACCAUGAGAUUCUCUAGCUAAAUAUCAUUAGGUGAUCAACAGCAACACUAGCAGUGAGUAUGGAAUUCCACUCGCUGGUGGAAACCUAGUUGAAUAAACUAUGACAAAUAAAUGCUUUCAACUGGAAAAAAAAGGAAUCUCUUUUCUCUCUCAGUGACCUUUUGUAGCAUACAGGAGACUGAACUGUCCUCUGCAAUCCAUUCUUUAUUCUUUGCUGUCUGAUUAUUACCAUCUUAAAUGUCUCAUCCAGGAUUUUUGCAUGGAUUUGUGUCAGGGAAAAAAAAGGAUUUCCUAUGGAAAUUCUUCUUUAUUUAGGCAGGUGAGGGUGUGUGGGUAGGGAAAUCUCUUAAUUCUGCCAAGCAAAAACCUCAAAUGUGCCAUUUUUAAUGUUAGGACUCUAGGUGCUUUGGGAAUAGGGUUCAAACAGUGGAUGAGUUCCCAGCUCCACACAAGAACUCCAUAGACCCAAAGGGCUUAGGAGGUCUAGUGAUAAAAGAGCUUUUAAUAAGAUCCAUGCCUAUCACCUUGAAGUUUUUCUGUAUUGGUGCCCAGAGCAGAAAUAAUCCAGUGACUUCAUUGGAGAGAAUUAGGCACUACAGAGUAUCAGGGUUCAUGCCUGACAAAGAAAGGAAAAAGCCAGCUUUCAGACCGAUUCAGGAAGCUGCCUAGGUAUCUUCUGUACGUGCUUUGUGUUUGUGACAUGAGGUUAGCGGCAUGUACAGUUUACUUUCUCACAGAGCUUCAGUGAUGCCUUUCAAAAGCCAUAUGUAUUUCCUUAGCCUUGGCAAUCUUCAGCUGCUAUUCUGUCCUAGCUGAGAGGUGCCCAGAACUCACUUGUUGCUCUUAUUCCUAUUUGCACAGCUAUUCUCUACUUUCUCAGUUCAUGUGUGCCCUUAGACACAGCUCAGUUAUGGAAAGUGUCCAAAUACUAAUAUGGGGAGAUAUUUGUAAGAUGUAGUAGAAUCUGAGAGCCAUGGGGGUAAUUAGACUAAUUUUAACCCAAAAUGGCAACUCCUUCUGAAUAAUACAAAAUCUUUAGGCUUUUUUUUUUUUUUUUUUUUUAAGAACUCCCCCAAGUUAUUCCCCCUCUUUUUAAGAUUAGACCAUAAGGGGGAAACUUCUCAAAAAUCAAUUUAAUUACAAGGAAGGUUGAGAAACAGUAUCAAUAGGAAUAAAGGAUGUCUUGGGGAUUCUGAUACUUGUAUUCAUUCUUAUUUCAGCUUCUUCAGUUGACAAAAAAGUUUUCCUAAUUUGAAUAUCUGAUGUGUGAGUGACUUCUGCACAUGUUGGAACUUUUUUUUUUAAAAAAGAAAAAUUGGUAGAACUGAGGAAAAAGUACAGUUUGGGGACUGUUAACAAUUGGAUAUAUCGUGUUGCAGUUUUACAUGUAUUUUGUACAGGUAACAUUUUAAAGGAUGGUGUUCCCUUAUUAUAUUCCCAAUAUACAUAUGUCAUGAUUUUGCAGUUUAUAUAUUGACACUAUGAAAGGAGCAGUAGGUCAUAGACUAUUGUAUUCAGUAUCUCCAAAGAGGUUUCCCCUGCCCUCCAACCUUCACUCCCUCCCCAUCUCUUUUAAGUACAUACAUAUAGGUAGAUGGUCCAGCCUGUUUCAUAUUAUAGGCCUGUACUGAAUUUAUCAUCUCAAUCAACUGUACUUUUAGCAGGCUUCAUAGGAGAGCAGACUUUUCACUACAGUUCUUUAAUCAGUAAUAGGUAUUUUGAUCUUCCUUAUAAUAGGAGUUCUGACACACAAGGGCAGGGCUGCUGGCAGACUUUACAGUUGUCCUUGUGUGUAUAUUGUUUUUUUAAUUGAGUUUGAAAAAAUUAUUGUUAAUAAAUUGAAUUGUAGUGUACUGUUAUUCAUGCCGCUAUGCCCCACCCAUUUUCUAGUGUUUGGCUAUUUUCUAGUCCCAUAUUCAUUUACUUUGUACCCUACAAUUCCCUUCCUCUUCCCUCCAAAUAGUGUGCAUGUAAUUCUGCUAAGGAUGCAAACAUCUGACUUCAUUCUUAGUUUCAGCAAUAUGAGGUGACAUUUAUGAGGAUCUUUGAUGAAUCACUGUAUUUUCAGGGCUAUCAUCUGUAAUAGGCCAGUCUAUUUCCUCCUUAUAGAGUUCCUAAUAUGCUUUUCUUCCCAUGAACAAUAAGGCUGAGGGAUCAAAGGAAUUGAGAGAUAUGGGAAAGAAACCUAAAAAUGAGUAUAGAGCUAAUACAAUGCCUGAAAUAUAUUUUGAUGGUUUCAAAGUUGCAAUUGAACUUCAAAAUGAACUUGGAUUGAGGAGGGGAGAGAUAGACUAAAAAGGAGAGCAUCAAAAGAUAAAUGUUUUCCUAAUUUAGGAAAAGAAAAUUCAAACACAAUAAGAAGGCAACUCACUUCAUGCUUUCUCAUCUGUACAUUAGGCUGGAUUCAAUGGUCUCUCAAGUCCCUUGAAACUAAGAAAUCUGUGCUCCUGUGAAAUGUUUUGAGGUUCUUAACUACUUGUUCUAGAGGGAAAGGGCCAGAAGGAACUUUACUUUACUAUUAGUGGGGCUCCUGCCAAUUGUAGAACAAUCUAGUUAAGUAUCAAUGAAUUGAGAAUGAAAUCGGUGGAGAAAAUGUGUUUCUGAAAAAUUGUCUGGGAAUCAAAUCCUAUCAAUCAGGUAAAAGUAGACCUGUCAUGAUCUAAACUGGAUUGCAAAAUUCUCAGUGAUUAGAAAUUAAUUUUUCUUUUUGUAUGAUAAAGUGAAGUGUAUUCUAGCAUAUCAAAUAUUUUCAUAUUUAUGUAGUGACUUCUUAGAACAUUCAGGUGGAUCAUAACUAUUUAAUUUCUGGAGAGAAAUGAAAAGGCCUUCCUACCAAGAGAAUAGUGAUUGUGAAAAUCUGGGAGCAUAGACAGUCCUGAGCCCUGUUCCAUGGUCUGGUUUUAUACCAGGUAUCCCCCAAAACCUGCUAUGCUGUAGGCUGGGAUACUGACAGCAGUAAACAAGAGUGGGCAGAAGUCUAUCCCAAGUAAAGGACUUGCCCUGAGCCUUUUAGGAGGAAGGAGGCUCAAUGUGUCUCAGUGAUUUGGGCCACCUCCACGUCAAAGGGUUAUCGUAAGCCUUUUAUCAGUGUGUGGUUGGAGAUGGCCAACAGUCAGUCUUCACUCACCUUCUGCUGACCCAUCCAAGUUGUGAUUGACUCUUGGGGGAGGGGAGGAGCUGGUUGUGUCUGUUCAUUACCUUUGCUUCUCAACCAAGCCUGGCCUUUUAAUAGCUAUGUAAGAGCAUGUAUGUAUUUAGUGUUUUAGAUUUUUUUCUAACUUUUUUAUUCUUAUGAAAAGAGCACCUGCUUGUUAAGCAUAGUACCUCUAUUGUUAAAGAUCUGUAUGCCUUCUCCCUCCCUCUAUGAUAUGGAACUGUUAAUUGUCAUUCUAAUAAACUGUUAAUUAAAAAAACCUUUGUGUUGA
Molecule: messenger RNA, 6286 nt
Organism: Sarcophilus harrisii (Tasmanian devil)
Lineage: Eukaryota; Metazoa; Chordata; Mammalia; Dasyuromorphia; Dasyuridae
Gene: SMAD3
Product: SMAD family member 3
Exons: 9
Coding region: 214-1494 (426 amino acids)
Biological process (GO): cell differentiation; anatomical structure morphogenesis; regulation of transcription by RNA polymerase II
Cellular component (GO): heteromeric SMAD protein complex
Molecular function (GO): RNA polymerase II cis-regulatory region sequence-specific DNA binding; DNA-binding transcription factor activity, RNA polymerase II-specific; I-SMAD binding
Source: RefSeq, a predicted model, not a curated record